This is a messenger RNA of Nematostella vectensis (starlet sea anemone), 714 nucleotides long. Its product is annotated as 40S ribosomal protein S7-like. Gene Ontology annotation, molecular function: structural constituent of ribosome. Gene Ontology annotation, cellular component: small-subunit processome; cytosolic small ribosomal subunit; 90S preribosome. The coding region runs from base 85 to 660 and encodes 191 amino acids. Lineage: Eukaryota; Metazoa; Cnidaria; Anthozoa; Actiniaria; Edwardsiidae. The transcript has 9 exons. The record is from RefSeq and is a predicted model, not a curated record. Gene Ontology annotation, biological process: rRNA processing; translation; ribosomal small subunit biogenesis.
AUAGAUGCGCUUCAACUCAGUGAAGACAGCUCAACUGCGCAUGGUUCUUUCUCUUUUCCCAGGCGCUCGCACUAGAGAUUAGCCAUGUUUACGGCUAGCGCUAAGAUAGUCAAGCCACAAGGCGAAACUGCCAAUGAAUUCGAGCAGGGCAUCUCCCAGGCUAUCCUGGAGCUCGAGAUGAACUCUGACAUGAAGGCUCAACUUCGUGAGCUUUACAUUUCUUCUGCCAAGGAGAUCGAUGUUGGUGGCAAAAAAGCUAUCAUCAUCUUUGUCCCUGUGCCACAAAUCCGGGCUUUCCAGAAGAUCCAGACACGUCUUGUCCGUGAGCUGGAGAAAAAGUUCAGUGGAAAGCAUGUGGUCAUUGUUGCCCAAAGGAGAAUUUUGCCCAGACCUACCCGAAAGUCCAGGAACCAGAAGCAAAAGAGACCAAGAAGCCGAACCCUGACUGCUGUCCAUGACUCCAUUUUGGAAGACCUCUGCUUCCCCAGUGAAAUUGUGGGCAAGAGAAUACGCAUCAAGCAAGAUGGUUCCCGAGUCAUCAAAGUUCACUUGGACAAGACACAACAAACCACCAUCGACCAUAAGCUUGAAACAUUCUCCACUGUGUACAAGAAGCUGACAGGAAAGGAUGUAGUGUUUGAGUUCCCAGCUUAUGACUAAGCUGUAGCAUGGAGGGAAAAUAAAUGAAUAUCACCCACGUGUGGGGUGUACCUA